Molecule: messenger RNA, 1101 nt
Organism: Belonocnema kinseyi
Lineage: Eukaryota; Metazoa; Arthropoda; Insecta; Hymenoptera; Cynipidae
Gene: Rpn12
Product: 26S proteasome non-ATPase regulatory subunit 8
Exons: 3
Coding region: 96-1001 (301 amino acids)
Biological process (GO): proteasome-mediated ubiquitin-dependent protein catabolic process
Cellular component (GO): proteasome regulatory particle; nucleus; proteasome regulatory particle, lid subcomplex
Source: RefSeq, a predicted model, not a curated record
CCUUAUCAAUCAUUGCAAUAUCGAAUUGAGAAACAAAUUUUUAUUUAAAUCUGACGUUUCAAUUAAUUAACUAAAGAAAAUUAUUUUCUUGAAAAAUGAAGAAAUUGAUCAAGUUUUCUUGCAUUGGCAGUACUGCUAGUACAAGCAGAAGCAAAAAAGGGGGAGAAACGGUGCUAACGAGAAGUGUUUCACCCAGAAAUAUGGCUGCUUUAAAAGAUGUAGUUUCUCUGUACCAGAGUUUAAAGGAAGAAUGGAAGAAAACUCCGCCUAAUUUAAAUAAAUGCGGUGAAAUACUUAACCUAUUGAAGGUCGGGCUCACUCAUUUAACAUUUUUGCCCACCUCAAACAACAAUGCGUCCCAAAAAGAAUUACUCAUAGCACGAGAUAUUCUUGAAAUUGGAGCACAAUGGAGUAUAGCAAUGGGAGAUAUUCCAUCUUUCGAGCGUUAUAUGGCCCAACUGAAGUGUUACUACUUUGAUUAUAAAUCCAAACUCUCCGAAUCUGCCUACAAAUACCAAUUACUUGGAUUGAAUCUCCUAUUUUUGCUCUCGCAAAAUCGAGUUGCCGAGUUUCAUACCGAACUCGAACUCUUGCCAUCGGACCAAAUUCAAUCAAAUGCCUACAUAAGGCAUCCGCUGAGUUUGGAACAGUAUUUAAUGGAAGGUUCGUACAACAAAAUCUUCCUCGCCAAGGGAAACGUGCCAGCGCCUUCAUACAACUUCUUCAUCGACAUUCUUCUGAACACCGUUCGUGACGAAAUUGGUGCCUGCAUGGAGAGUGCAUAUGAUAAAAUUUCCGUGAAAAAUUCUGCGACGAUGCUGAAUUUGAAUACGGAAAAAGAUACUAUGGCUUUUGCGACUAAGAAGAACUGGAAGUUAUCGAAAGAGGGAUACUUUAAUUUCAGUACGCCCAGCGAAAAGAAAUCUGAGGAUCCGAUACCUAGUGCAGAUUUAGCUACUCUCGCAAUAGACUAUGCCAGAGAACUCGAAAUGAUUGUAUAAAUAUGCCUUUUUAUAUUCACGUCAUUUUCUGACUAAUUUUCUCCCAAUUUUUAUUUGAUGUAAGUUUAAAUAAAGUUUCUCAUACAGUAAUUGCAACUAA